CAAAUAGAAAACAAACUUUAAAUUUAAUAAAUAAGAGUUUGACUUUGAUCAUAAUUAAAAUUGCAUUUUGAGGAAAAAUUAUAAACUACCUACCUAAAUAUCAUGCCUGUUCCAUGCAAAACAGGCUGUGGCAAAAAUGCCAUGCUAAAGCGGCCAAAAACCGGAGAUGCAUUGUGCAAAGAGUGUUUCUUUUGGGCGUUCGAGACAGAAAUCCAUUUCACGAUCACAAAAGGGGAAUUAUUCAAACGCGGAGAUUCCGUCGCUAUAGCCGCUUCAGGUGGUAAAGAUUCCACAGUUCUUGCUCAUGUGCUCAAAACGUUAAAUAAACGUUAUGACUAUGGCCUCGAUCUCAUGCUAUUAUCCAUCGAUGAAGGAAUAACAGGAUAUCGAGAUGAUAGCCUCGAAACUGUUAAGCGCAAUAGAGACGACUAUGAGAUGAAUUUAAAGAUACUUUCGUACAAAGAUCUGUAUGGUUGGACGAUGGAUGAAAUCGUAGCUCAGAUAGGACGUAAGAAUAAUUGUACUUUCUGUGGUGUGUUUCGAAGACAGGCGUUGGAUAGAGGGGCUGCUAUGCUGAAUGUAAAAUGUAUAGCGACAGGUCAUAAUGCUGAUGAUAUUGCUGAAACUGUGCUUAUGAAUGUGUUACGAGGGGAUAUAGCAAGGUUGAAAAGGUGCACAGCUAUUUCUACGGGUAGUGAAGGUACAAUACCUAGAGUGAAACCUUUGAAAUAUACAUAUGAGAAAGAAAUAGUAAUGUAUGCUCAUUACAAGAAGUUGGUAUAUUUUUCUACCGAGUGUAUUUUUGCACCAAAUGCAUACAGAGGCCAUGCAAGAGCUUUGCUAAAGGAUUUGGAAAAGAUCAGACCAUCUUGUAUCAUGGACAUCAUAUAUUCAGGUGAAACAAUGUUAGUAAAGGAGGAGGUCUCCCUUCCAUCACAGAGAGUGUGUUCCAGGUGUAAUUUUGUGUCCUCCCAAGAAGUUUGCAAGGCUUGCGUUCUACUAGAGGGUCUUAACAAAGGUCUGCCCAAACUCGGCAUUGGAAAAAGUUCAAAAGCAAAGAAGAUGCUAGAAGAUUAUAACGCAAGACAGAAAUUGGCGGCGGAUAUUGAAGAAAUGAAUGAGGACUUUAAGAAAAACAACUGUGUGUCUAAGGGUAAAGUGUGUAAAAGUGGGUGUAAUAGAAAUAGUGACGUAAAAUCGACACAUAGCGAUGCAUGUAGUAGUAACUGUGGUUGUGCUUCAAAGGACUUAGUGUUACCAGAAAAUCCAAAAAUUAAUAAGCUAUUACAAGAGUAUGGUUUGCCAGAUUCAAAAGACGUAAAUAAUGUAACGUCAAAUGGAAAAGAUUUAAGCGAUUCGGAAAAUGAUGAAAAUAUUUUAUUAGAAGAAAAUACAUGUGCAGGUGCUUGUGGUAAUGGUUUAAGUAUAGCAUUUUGACCCUAAUGUACACAUAAAGAAUUAUUGUGUAUAUAUGUAUUUACAUUAUUAUUUGUAUAUUGUAAAUAAAAAUCAUUUAUUUUAAAUUA
Colias croceus (clouded yellow) is the source of this 1526-nucleotide messenger RNA. It is a transcript of the gene Ctu1, whose product is annotated as cytoplasmic tRNA 2-thiolation protein 1. The coding region runs from base 103 to 1437 and encodes 444 amino acids. Gene Ontology annotation, biological process: tRNA wobble position uridine thiolation. Gene Ontology annotation, molecular function: tRNA binding. The transcript has 4 exons. Gene Ontology annotation, cellular component: cytosolic tRNA wobble base thiouridylase complex; mitochondrion. The record is from RefSeq and is a predicted model, not a curated record. NCBI's taxonomy places the organism in Eukaryota, Metazoa, Arthropoda, Insecta, Lepidoptera, Pieridae.